AUGCAACUUUCAUGGAAGGAUAUCCCCACAGUCGCUACGGCAAAUGACCUGCUGGACAUUGUCUUGAACAGAACUCAAAGAAAGACACCCACUGUGAUCAGACCUGGUUUCAAGAUUACAAGAAUCAGAGCCUUUUACAUGCGUAAAGUCAAAUACACAGGUGAGGGUUUCGUGGAAAAAUUUGAAGACAUCUUGAAAGGUUUCCCUAACAUUAAUGAUUUGCAUCCUUUCCAUAGGGAUUUGAUGGAUACGUUAUACGAAAAGAAUCAUUACAAGAUAUCUUUGGCUGCUAUUUCUCGUGCCAAAUCACUUGUGGAGCAAGUCGCCAGAGAUUACGUCAGAUUGCUGAAAUUCGGUCAAUCUUUGUUUCAAUGUAAGCAAUUGAAAAGAGCCGCUUUGGGUAGAAUGGCCACUAUUGUUAAAAAGCUGAAGGAUCCUUUGUCUUAUUUGGAACAAGUCAGGCAACACAUUGGUAGAUUACCAUCCAUUGAUCCAAACACCAGAACCUUGCUGAUCUGUGGUUACCCAAAUGUCGGUAAGUCGUCGUUCUUGAGAUGCAUCACCAAAUCCGACGUCGAAGUUCAGCCAUACGCCUUUACAACCAAGAGUUUGUACGUUGGUCAUUUCGAUUAUAAGUAUUUGAGGUUCCAGGCCAUUGACACUCCUGGUAUCUUGGAUAGACCCACCGAAGAAAUGAACAACAUUGAAAUGCAAUCGAUCUAUGCCAUUGCUCAUUUGCGUUCUUGUGUUUUAUACUUCAUGGAUCUUUCCGAACAGUGUGGUUUCACUAUCGAAGCUCAGGUUAAACUGUUCCACUCCAUUAAACCUCUGUUUGCGAACAAGUCCGUCAUGGUCGUUAUCAACAAGACCGACAUUAUCAGACCAGAGGACUUGGACGAGGAACGUGCACAAUUAUUGGAAUCUGUCAAAGAGGUUCCAGGUGUCGAAAUCAUGACCUCUUCAUGUCAAUUAGAAGAAAACGUUAUGGAAGUUAGAAACAAAGCAUGUGAAAAAUUGUUGGCUUCCAGAAUUGAAAACAAGUUGAAAUCGCAAUCAAGAAUCAACAACGUUCUGAACAAGAUUCAUGUUGCUCAACCUCAGGCAAGAGAUGAUGUUAAAAGAGCACCAUUUAUUCCUGAAUCCGUUAAAAUCUUAAAGAAGUACGACCCUGAAGAUCCAAACAGAAGAAAGUUGGCUAGAGACAUUGAAGCUGAAAACGGUGGUGCUGGUGUCUUCAACGUCAACUUGAAAGACAAAUAUCUAUUGGACGACGAUGAAUGGAAGAACGAUAUCAUGCCAGAAAUCUUGGAUGGUAAGAAUGUUUACGAUUUCUUGGACCCUGAAAUCGCUGCUAAACUGCAAGCUCUAGAAGAAGAAGAAGACAAAUUGGAAAAUGAAGGGUUUUACAAGUCAGACGAUGACGAAGAAAUUUACGAUGGCUUCGAAGCACCCGAAGUGGACGACAUCAAGGAAAAGGCUUUGUGGAUUAGAAAUAAACAAAAAACGAUGAUCGCCGAAGCAAGGAAUAGAAAAUCAUUGAAGAACAAGGCCAUUAUGCCACGUUCGAAACUAACUAAAUCCUUCGGUAAGAUGGAGAAACAUAUGUCCACUUUGGGCCAUGAUAUGUCAACCUUACAAGAUAAACAAAAGAAUGCUGCUCGUAAGAGCCGUUAUGUUGAAAGAGGUUCUGAUGUUGUCUUUGGCGACCAAGAAAUAUCGACAGCUUCCACUGACAAUGGUGUCAAGUUGAGACAAACUGAUAGAUUGUUGGACGGUGUUGCCGAUGGUUCCAUGAGAUCCAAGACCGGCAGAAUGGUCAAAAUGGAAAGAAGAGAAAGAAACAGACAUGCCAAACAAGGUGAAUCUGAUAGACACAAUGCAGUUUCCUUAUCGAAGCAUCUGUUCAGUGGUAAGCGUGGUGUCGGUAAAACUGAUUUCCGUUGA
Molecule: messenger RNA, 1944 nt
Organism: Saccharomyces kudriavzevii IFO 1802
Lineage: Eukaryota; Fungi; Ascomycota; Saccharomycetes; Saccharomycetales; Saccharomycetaceae
Gene: NOG1
Product: putative GTPase NOG1
Exons: 1
Coding region: 1-1944 (647 amino acids)
Biological process (GO): ribosomal large subunit biogenesis
Cellular component (GO): nucleolus
Molecular function (GO): RNA binding; GTPase activity; GTP binding
Source: RefSeq, a predicted model, not a curated record